GUAAUAGCAUUUUCCCCUCCUCACGCAAAAAAAAGUGUUGCAAUAAUGGAGAUAUAGAAACAAUUCCAUUUCUCGAAAUUGAAGAUCUUAAAUUUAUCGCACUUAUCGUAGAAAAGGGCAAUGCAAGUGAAAGGAAACGAGGAACUGAGAAUCAAAGCGGUCGACAAAUAUUUAAAGACCCGCGAUAAGUUGAGAUCUUUAACUCAAAACUCAAAUUUUCUUAUGUUUGAUUUCUCACCAAUAAAAAUAUAUGACCUCAUAUGCAAGGUCGUCUCAACAAACACCAUCGUAUGUACUAAGGAAAAAGAAUAUGUGGUUCCAUGCGACGAUGAAAAAAUAUUCACGCUAGUACAAUUGACAUGCCAAGUACUGAGGAUUAAUGUUAAAUCUAAAUGGUGUAUGGAAGAGAUUAAAAUUAUUUGCAUCUAUUAAUUGCAUCAUUCCACUGAUUCAUUAUCAUUUCUCUAAAGGAAAUAUAAUAAACAAUUAAUUUCUCUUUUUUGGGCAACAUACAAUUAGUUUCACUAUUGCACGAUUUUGUCAAUAGAUUCCUGUCAAUGCUAGUGUGCAACUAAACAGGACAGAUCCCUGACUUUAAGCUUAAAUACAUAGGUUUUUGUAUAUGCUAAACUGCAAUCAAAUAGGGCAGGUCUCUAAUUUUAUAGGUUCUUGCACAUACUAGCUUUAUUUAAUCUCAGCACUUGACCGCAUGGUGCAGCACUAAUCCGGAAACAAGCAGAAUCAUAAGCGUGAGCACUCUCGUUUCUUCUCUGUUAGUGCCAUAACAUUGAUACACCAUCUUUAAUUUUAAAAAACGCGCUUUCUGUAUUAUAAUAAAACCGUAAAAAGAUCUGGUUUUCAUUUCACUUUACUAUUUUAUUUACUUUGAUUUUUGGAUGUUAAAUCUUUCGAAAUAUAUGAUAUUGUUUAGUAGGUAAUAUAUAAUAUUGUUUAGUAGGAUAUAUUUUUAUUAUGGAAAUGUGAAAUUUCUGUGCUUUUUAAACGAAAAUAAGAGAAACUGAUUUUACGUAGAAAUAAAUAAAUUAUAAAAAGGUGUUCAAAAUGAAUCAACGAGUCAAUAAAUGUAUUCGAACCUAUGAAAGAAAAAAAUGUAAAGAUGCUGUAGUUCCAGUACCAAAAAUAGUUAUUUCGUCUUUAGAUAAUAUGAAGAGCAGAAAUCGUGUUUUAUUAAAUGAUAAUUCAAAUAUAAUUGAAGAGAAAGAUGUUGAUAAUGAUUCUCUAUAUAAUGAUCCUUUUGAGACAACAUUUGAUAGACUAAUUAAAAAUGCAAGAAUUCUACCACCUAUACCAAAGGCACAUAAUGAUACAAUACUACUAACUAGUUCAGAUAGUAAUAAAUCUGAAAUAAACGAUCACCAAUCUUCAUUGCAUAAAACAUUAAGUUUUAACACAAAACCAGUUUGUAAAUCAACAUACAGAAAGAUAAAAGUGCAUAUUACAAAGAAAACAAUGUCUAAGAAAAAUGUAUCUGUGCUCAAAAAUAAUGGAGAAUCUAAAGUACAAGAAGAUGUAUCUCAUAAAAAAUAUAAAUUGCGUAAAACGAGAAAUAACAGUAAAAUGCCAUUUAAAUAUUCAUAUAUCAAACAAUCUAAAAAAAAUUAUAAUAAAAAAUAUUUUGUAAAAAACAGCGAAAAAGCUUGUAAUAUACAAAGUGAUAAAUCUUGUAACAAUGUGGAGAUAAAACCAUGUUUUAUUAAUUUAGACAGAUCUGCUGUAUCAAAAUGGGAUAGUAAGUUACAUACAAUAGAAAAUAAUUUAUUAAAAGAAAAUGAUCAAUUAUUAGAUCAACAUUCAAUUAGUGGAAUCAGUAUUGAUAAUUUAAAAUAUGAUGAAGAAAAAAUAAAACAUUGUACUAUUAAACUAGAACAAUUAGGAACAAAUCCAUACAUAGCACCACUUGAUUUUAGAAAAAAAUACGAAAAUGUAUUCAGUAGUACACCUAAUGGUAGACCUGUUAGAUCAAAUGCACAUUUAAUAUCUUUAUCACCAAUUCCAGUUAAAUAUUUUGAAAAAUUGAAGGAUUCCACAAUGUUGUCAAGCAACAUCUCAUUUAAUGAAAAUAAUGAAAUUUUAUUAAAAUCUAAACUAAUAAGUGAUGAUUUGUGUAAAGAAACAAAUAUAAUAAAAAAAUAUAAAGAUGAACAUAAGUCAUCUAGUUAUUUAGCAAACACAUCUAAUUUUAGUAAGCAUAAUUUCGAUCAAUUUGAAAAUAUAGAUAAAAAAGAUGUAGAUUCAUUGAUUAAACUUAGUUAUAGCGAGAAUUGUGAUCAGAAAGAAUUUUUAACAAAAAGAGAUUCAGUUCAAAAUAUUCCAGGAAAUAGAAUUGAAAAAAAUAAUAUAUCAAAUAAAUCAGUAUUAACAGAAGAAUAUAAAACUUCAAAUGUAAAAAUAGACAAACAUAUCUUAAGAUUCUCUAAUGAUGCAAAUAUGUCACGUUCUUUAUUUGAUGAUACCAAUGGAAGUAUUCAAACUCCAUUAGGCAAUGAUAUCGGAGUGAAUGAUAUAGUAAAACUAUCUAUUAAUAAUUUAGUGAUAAAUGAAAAAAGUACUGUAUUAAAUAACGAGGGACACUCUGAUUUUAUUAAAUUAAAUAAAACAUCUACUGCAAAUAUAAGUACUGAUAAAAAAGUAACAUUCAAUAAGUCACAGGAAGAAUUACUUACAACUUCAGUCCCGAUUAAAUUGACGAAAUCAGAUUCAUCAUCUGAUGAUAAAAACAAUGAUAUAGCAAAUGUAGAUGGAAAAAUUCUGUCAAGCAGAGACAGUGUAUUAAAUAUAAACCAUUCUUCUGUAGACAGUAGUAGAAAAUGUGGUGAAUCUCAUGUAGUUUUGAAGCAAUUGCAAGAUUCCAUUAGAGUUACAAAAAGAAAAAAAUAUACUAAAUGGGAUCUUGAUUUAGUUAGUAUUGCAGAAGAUUGUGAUAAUAGUACAGAACUGAAGAAAAAACAGAUACAUUUAGAAAAGACAAACACUGAAAGAGAAAUGAUAUUAUCACGAAAGGAAUUAUCAGUUUUAGAAAAUAUAACAGAGAAAUGUACUAAUAAUGCUCAUAGAAUAGUUGGAGAACCUGUUUAUUUAAAACCAGGCAAAUCUUGGGCAAGAUCUUUGUCAAUUUUGCACAAUUUACAAACUGAAUUUAAUCUGGAUAAAUUAUCUGUUGGCAAAGGUAAAAAAUGGAGAUAUAGUGUUCAGGAUAUUUUAAAUAUGCAAACACAAGGAAUUAUACAAAGCUGCAUAAAAAAGAAUGAUAGUAAUACAAAAUUACGAACAACUAAUGAGAUAAUUAAUAAAUCAGAAUAUGAAUUGAUUAAUAACAAAGGUAAAACUUGUGAUUCCACCAAUCUCACACGUGUUUCAAAAAGGAUAUCAGUUCGUGUAGUUCCAAUUCAUAAAACAGUGAAAUCUAUUGAAGAUGCAUCAUUUCUUGAAGUCUAUGGUAUUGUUCCUGUUAAGAGUCAGAGAUUUACAUUAUUAAAUAACCCUCAAAAAUCUUCUAUAUGUAACAUUCAAAAUAAUGACAGUGAUAUCCAAGUUACUGAAGAACAUGUAGUUUCAACAGCUAGAGAAGUUAUUUUACAGAGAUGUUUACAAAAAGAUUAUAUACCAUUUACAACAUACUUUUCUGAUUCAUACCUGGAACACUGUCGAAAAAUUGGAGAAGGUGUAUAUGGUGAAGUUUUUCUUUAUGAACAAGAAAAUAAAAAAUCUGUUAUAAAGAUUAUUCCUAUAGAAGGUAGUGAUUAUGUAAAUGGAGAACCACAAAAAAAAUUUCAUGAGAUAUUAUCAGAAAUUGUAAUUGCAAUGGAAUUGCACAAUUUAAGAUUCAACACCAAAUACAAUACUGAUGGAUUUGUAGAAGUAAAAGAUAUUAAAUGUAUAAAAGGAAAAUAUCCAGAAAGGCUUAUAGAAUUGUGGAAUCUCUAUGAUGAAGAGAAACAUUCUGAUAAUGACUGUCCAUCAAUGUUUAAUGAUGAUCAAUUAUACAUUGUUCUCGAACUUGGACAUGGAGGUCAAGAUUUAGAAGCGUUUGUAUUUAAUACUGCAGAAGAAGCUCAUAUUUUGUUUAUACAGGCUGCAUUAGCAUUAGCAGUUGCAGAAAAGGCUAUUGAAUUUGAACACAGGGACUUACAUUGGGGAAAUAUAUUAAUAUCAUCGGCAAAUGAAGAUUAUGUACAUUAUAAGAUUGGGCAAAAAAACAUUGAACUAAUUAGUAAAGGUGUGAAGGUGUCUAUUAUAGAUUUCACCCUUUCAAGAGUCAAGUAUCAAGGAUGUAGUGUAUUUAAUGACCUCGCAUUAGAUCCUACAUUGUUUACAGCUCAGGGCGAAUAUCAAUUUGAAAUAUAUCGUUUGAUGAGGGAUAAAGUUAAGAACAAUUGGCAAGCAUUUGAACCCUAUACAAAUAUUUUAUGGCUGCAUUAUACUUUAGAUAAAAUGAUCACAGCAGUUAGAUAUAAAAAGAAAAACUUAAAAAUUCAUAAAAAUGGUAUAACAAAACUUAAAGAACUAGAAAACGAAAUUUUGACAUAUAACAGUGCCUUUGACUUUGUAACAAAUUGUGAUAAAAUUGUUAAUUUAUUACGUAUUAAUUCGAAAUCCGAAGUAACUUCUGUAUAACAAAGAAAAAUAUAGAAGUUGCAAAAUGUAAAAUAUGAGUAGCAAUAUAAAUUUUUUAAUAUCUGUAUGUUAAUAAAUAUUAGGAAAAUAUGUAAGUUUAAUAAUAUUAUAUUAAAUGUAUAUUUUUAUUGUUCUUAUAUGUUUGUAACAUGUUCUUCAAAGAAUAAAUCUUUAUUGCAAUAUUUAAA
Molecule: messenger RNA, 4823 nt
Organism: Bombus terrestris (buff-tailed bumblebee)
Lineage: Eukaryota; Metazoa; Arthropoda; Insecta; Hymenoptera; Apidae
Gene: Haspin
Exons: 10
Coding region: 1063-4635 (1190 amino acids)
Biological process (GO): mitotic cell cycle; protein phosphorylation; intracellular signal transduction
Cellular component (GO): cytoplasm; nucleus
Molecular function (GO): histone H3T3 kinase activity; ATP binding
Source: RefSeq, a predicted model, not a curated record